Saccostrea echinata is the source of this 1560-nucleotide messenger RNA. RefSeq names its product organic cation transporter protein-like. NCBI's taxonomy places the organism in Eukaryota, Metazoa, Mollusca, Bivalvia, Ostreida, Ostreidae. The record is from RefSeq and is a predicted model, not a curated record. Gene Ontology annotation, cellular component: membrane. Gene Ontology annotation, molecular function: transmembrane transporter activity. The coding region runs from base 1 to 1560 and encodes 519 amino acids. The transcript has 10 exons. Gene Ontology annotation, biological process: transmembrane transport.
AUGGAUUAUGACGAUGUUAUAGCGGAUUUAGACUCCUUUGUACUUCAAGCAAAUCAAGAGUUUUAUUCUGUUCAUCUUUCAAGUCUUCGUUGCAGGUGUAAAAUCCCAUUUUUUGACAAUGACACAUACGACGUACAGUCCGAUUUCCAUUUGGCCGCCAUAAAUAAGACGAUUCCUUUGAAUCCAGAUGGAACAUAUUCAUCUUGUACCGUUCUGAUAAAUGGGACAGAACGGAAGUGUUCCGAAUGGGUAUAUGAUCGUUCAAGAUUUAUUCGUACUGUAACGUCAGAUUUUAACCUUGUGUGUGAUUCCCUUUAUGUUCGUUCUCACCUGAAGAUCGCAUAUCUAGUGGGUUUUCUUGUGGCCUCCAUGUUUUCACAGAUUGGAGAUGUAUAUGGGAGACGGAUUGUUAUGUUAAUACUAUGUACACUCAGGGUUGCUGUUGUCUUUGCUGUCCCAUUUUCCAUUAACCCGGCGAUGUUUGGGAUUUUGAGGUUUUUUGAGGGAUUGACUUCUCUAGCUUUCUAUCAGAUGUCAUUUGUAACAGCUAUUGAAUUAGUCGGCCCAUCAGAAAGAUUAUUCACAGCUAACUUUUCUAAGAUGCUUUAUUGUAUGGGUGAGUUCCUGUUGAUUUUACUGGCGUUCUUUGAGAGAGAUUGGGUUUAUCUGACUCUGUGGCUGGCCAUACCGACUGUGCCCCCGCUCAUAUACUGGCUACCUGGUUUGAUUCCUGAAUCCCCCCGCUGGUUGACCUCACGAGGAAAGACGGAAGAAGCUACCAAGAUAUUACGAAAAAUUGCCAAAGUUAACAAAAUUAAAAAGAAAUUCGAUGCUAGUAAAAUUAAAAGAGAAGAAGAUCAAGGAGUCAAAGUGAUUUUAAAGGAAUUGGUACAUUCGAGGAUUCUCAUGAAAAGGCUAUUCAUAGUGAUUGCAAACUGGUUUGUGGCUGCCUUUAUAUACUAUGGAUUGACAAUGAAUGUUGGUUCACUUGGCGGGAAUCUGUACGAGAACUUUUCGCUCCUUGUGUUCGUUGAGUUGAUAGGAUAUUGUGUCAUCUUCUUCAUGAACAAGACAGGGCGGAAGCCAUUGCAUCUGCUGGCCAUUUUUGGAUGUGGUGUUGCAUCAGUCGGAUCAAUUCUUCUCAUUCUUUUUGCAGAAAAUACUCUGUACUGGCUACAUAUUGCCCUGUCCUUAAUCUCUCGGUUUGGUAUAUCUGUCCUGUUUGCUGUACUGUACGUAUACACGGGGGAAUUGUUUCCUACUGUCAUCAGAAGUAUCGUGAUGGGAACCGUUAGCAUAGGGGCCAGAGUGGGAGCUCUUAUCUCGCCUUACCUGUAUGACGUUACAGAUGGUAAGAUUGGUAAAAUGCUACCACUCAUCACAUACUCUGUUAUUACCAUAAUUGUUGGAUUGUUGUCCAUUCAGCUACCCGAAACAAACAAAAGAAAAUUGAUUGAGACUGUCGAAGAGGUCGAAGUGAAUAUGAUUAAAGGCAAAGGCAAAUUUACAGAAGAGGAGCCCCAAGAUACGGUACCUCUUAACUGGAAUCCAUCGCCUUAA